Messenger RNA from Salvelinus namaycush (lake trout), 2358 nucleotides. Its product is annotated as UBX domain-containing protein 7-like. Gene Ontology annotation, biological process: proteasome-mediated ubiquitin-dependent protein catabolic process. Lineage: Eukaryota; Metazoa; Chordata; Actinopteri; Salmoniformes; Salmonidae. Bases 30 to 1655 code for a protein of 541 amino acids. Gene Ontology annotation, molecular function: ubiquitin binding. The record is from RefSeq and is a predicted model, not a curated record. Gene Ontology annotation, cellular component: nucleus. The transcript is spliced from 11 exons.
UGAUUUGUGUUGUUGUUGGUGGCGGUAAGAUGGCGGCGCUCGGGGACGCAUCAACUCCGGGGGUGAAUGGGUUAAUACAACAGUUCACAUCUAUUACAGGUGCCACAGAGAGUGUGGGGAAGCAUAUGCUAGAAGCAUGCAACAACAAUCUAGAAAUGGCAGUGACCAUGUUCCUGGACGGAGGGGGGAUCGCAGAGGAGCCCAGCACCAGCUCCAGUUCAGCAGGGGCAUCCAGCAGCAAAGCUCCCCCCGCAGAUGACGAAGUGCGUGCGCCCAUCCCUCAGAAGCAGGACAUACUGGUGGAGCCAGAGCCUAUGUUUGGAGCGCCAAAGCGACGAAGACCUGCCCGCUCCAUAUUUGACGGUUUUAGGGACUUCCAAACAGAAACCAUCCGCCAGGAGCAGGAGCUGAGGAACGGCAGUGCGGCGGACAAAAAACUCAGCACCCUGGCGGAUCUGUUCCGGCCCCCCGUCGAGCUCAUGCACAAAGGCAGCUUUGAGACGGCGAAGGACUGUGGUCAGCUGGAUAACAAGUGGCUGAUGAUCAACAUCCAGAAUGUGCAGGACUUUGCCUGCCAGUGUCUCAACAGAGACGUAUGGAGCAACGACGCGGUCCGGACCAUCAUCAGGGAGCACUUCAUAUUCUGGCAGGUUUACCACGACAGUGAAGAGGGACAGAGGUAUAUCCAGUUCUACAAGCUCAACAAGUUUCCCUAUAUCUCCAUUUUGGACCCCCGGACAGGUCAGAAGAUGGUGGAGUGGAACCAGUUGGACGUGGCUUCGUUUCUUGAACAGGUGACGGGCUUCCUGACGGAACAUGGCCAGCUAGAUGGCCCGGCAUCCAGCCACCCGCCCCCCGCCAAACGCGCCCGCUCCGAGAGUCUGAUAGACGCCAGUGAGGACAGCCAGUUGGAGGCAGCCAUCCGAGCCUCUCUCCAGGAGACCCACUAUGAGUCGUCCUCCGCCCCCGACCUCCCUGACUCCCCCCACUCUGCAGAUGCAGACUCGGAUGGAGACUCCGAAGCGGAGCCCUUCUCUGACAGCGAGGGCCUAAUCUCUGUCGACGGCUCGGACAACGAGACAACAGAACCCCGGGAGGGCAGCUCCUACUCCAUUGGCGGACACACCCCUCCAGGACCAGCCCCUCCCACUUCUGCAGCCGCAGCCCCCCAGCCCCCGCCACGGCCGGACAGUCCCCCCGUCCGUCACAGGAAGUCCCCCCACAAAGAGAACAGCCACAGGAAAGAGGAGAGCAAAAAGAACCACCUGGAGCCUCCGGCGGCCACCCUGGCCCGCUCCCAAGCCGACCCAGACUCAGAGCAUCGUUCUGGGGAGAACCAUCGCACCUCAGCUGGCCAAAGCUCCAGAUCUGUUAAGACGGAAACCUCCGACCUCGACUGCCUUGAUGACAAUGGUCCCAAGGCCAGACUGAUGCUGCGCUAUCCAGAUGGCCAGAGAGAGCAGAUCGCCCUAUCGUUCAAGGCUAAGCUUAUGGCUCUGGUGAGACACGUCCAGUCGAAGGGUUACCCCAACGAACGCUUCGAGCUCGUCACAAACUUCCCUCGGCGGAAGCUGGCCCACUUGGACUAUGACAUCACACUGCAGGAGGCGGGGCUAUGUCCACAGGAGACUGUAUUUGUGCAGGAGAGGAACUAAGCCCCUGUCUUUUCUAUCUCUUCAGGCCACACCCAUAUCACCAAUUACCCAGGAGGACGUUACAUGCUGCAACCUUUUGUUCUUUUGGAACAGUGGAUGGACUCCAUUAUCCAUCAUUCGACUGGGAGGAAGUUGCUGGCUGUGUACUUUGUUAGAGGGCAUUUUGUUCAUCGUCAAUUACCGAAGGCAUUCUAUUCUGAUUUUAGUUUUAUUCUGAGGUAAUAAACCAAUCGGAGUAGAAUACAUUAGAGAUACAGUUAGAAAUAAGCUGAGGGCCCGGAUAAUGAUCAGAGCUGGCAUCAGAGUUAGCAGACAAAAUACUUUUAUCCCCUGAGUUGUUAAUACUUAUUUUUUUUGAGUCAUGGACACCUACAGCCAGGUAAAGGAGGGGCUUGAACUCUGACCCUGAGCUCCAAUGGGUCCCAAAUUUGCUCGUCUCCGUGUUGAUUGGGCGAGGAGCUUUUGCAGUAGUGAACGUGAGAAAGGGGGUGACUUUGAAUAAGGGAAUCAAUGGAGAGGGGAGGUGAGGGAUUUUUGGGGAGGGGGGUGAGGUGUCCUUAACUGUUAACCUGCACUGUACAGGGGUGGUGUAGCGAUUGACAUGUAGUCUAGUUUUUUUCUUAUUUCAUUCAUUUUUUUAUAUGCUGCCCCAUUUCCAAGAAAAGAUGCUGAUGCUUAAAUAUAAUCAUCAAAACAAAGGGAA